Acipenser ruthenus (sterlet) is the source of this 4370-nucleotide messenger RNA. RefSeq names its product alpha-1-syntrophin-like. NCBI's taxonomy places the organism in Eukaryota, Metazoa, Chordata, Actinopteri, Acipenseriformes, Acipenseridae. Gene Ontology annotation, molecular function: protein binding; structural molecule activity. The coding region runs from base 114 to 1607 and encodes 497 amino acids. The transcript has 8 exons. Gene Ontology annotation, cellular component: sarcolemma; neuromuscular junction; dystrophin-associated glycoprotein complex. The record is from RefSeq and is a predicted model, not a curated record.
AGGGAGGGAGGAGGGUCCAUGUCUCACUCUGGGCAUGUCAGCCCCCCACCCCCAUCUCCGUACAGCACUUGUGCCAGCCGAGAGAGUGCAGUUAUUCCUGGAAUGUGUUGAACAUGGCUGCCGGGAUGAAAGCGCAGAAGACAGGACUGUUGGAGCUCCGAACCUCCGUUGAUCGCUGGAUCAAGGUGCUUGCCUGUCUCACCGAGGAGACCCUGACUGUGAGUCCCGGGGACGGCGCGGUGGAGCCGGUGAACCACAGCCCCAGUCCUAGCCUCGGUGGGAAGGUGAAUGGAGAGCCCAAUAACCCAAGUUCGAGCUCUCCAGUCCCCGAAUCAAUUACCAACAUCAAGCGCACCGUACGAAUCACCAAGCAAGAUGUUGGAGGACUGGGAAUCAGCAUUAAAGGUGGGAAGGAGAACAAGAUGCCCAUCCUGAUUUCGAAGAUUUUCAAAGGGCUGGCGGCAGACCAGACAGAGGCGCUGUACGUGGGAGACGCCAUCCUCUCUGUGAACAACUCUGACCUGCGGGAGGCCACCCACGAUGAGGCUGUGCAGGCCCUAAAGAAGACGGGCAAGGAGGUCAUCCUGGAAGUGAAGUAUAUCAAGGAGAUGUCCACGUACUUUAAGAACUCCUCCCCCGGUGCUUCGAUCCCCUGGGACUCCCCCCCUUCCUCCCCCCACAGACAGGCGUCGUCGGACUUCCCCUCCCACUCCAUGGUGGAACUCAAAGAGGGGAAGAGCAUCUCGCUGAAAAUGUGCCAUGUAGUGAAGAGACAAUGUCCACCCGACACAGAAAACAGGUAUUUUGAGGUGACCUCCGCUGACAGACACUCCUCUUUGUUCCUCCGAGCAAAGGACCCUGCCAUGGCCCAGUCCUGGUACACUGCCAUCCAAUCAGCUGCUAACGCUCUCAUACCCCGAGUGAAAGAGGAACUGAAGUCUCUGCAGGGGGAACCAGGGGGCAAAGAGAUCAAACACCUCGGCUGGCUCAUUGAACAGCCUGCUGGGGGUGCAGAGAAGCCAGUGUUAGCCGUCCUGACAGAGAAGGAUCUGAUCUUCUUCCACAGCUUACCUAAGAGCAGAGAGGCCUUGAGCCGUCCAGACCAGAGCCAUCCGCUUAUAGCAACCAGGCUGGUGCACUCAGGCCCUGGAAAGGGCUCCUCUUUGAUGGACUCCGAGUUCUCGUUCGCCCUGCGCAGCGGUACACAGCAGGGGGUGGAGACACACGUGUUCCACGUGGAGACGGCCAAGGAGCUGUCAGCUUGGACACGGCUGCUGGUGGACGGCUGCCACAGCGCCUCGGAGCUCAUCCAGGAGGUCACUGCAGCCUGUACCUGGAAGGGGGAAGCCUGCAUCCUGUCAGUGCACAUCGAGAAGGGCUUCACCCUCUUCACGGAGGAACCAGGCCUCAGCAAGACCCUCCUCUUCCACCAGCCCUUCGAGAAGCUCCGCAUGUCCUCGGAUGACGGCUCUCGAAUCAUCUUCCUGGACUUUGGGGGACCCGAGGGAGAAAUUCAACUGGACCUUCAUUCCUGUCCUAAAACCAUGGUCUUCAUCAUCCACUCGUUCCUGUCUGCAAAGGUGACACGACUGGGCCUGCUUGCAUAGGAGCCGCCUCCCAGUCUGUGGAGGACAGACUCAGAGGAAACUCCGGCAAAUCACUCGACUCUUUCAUGCAGUAUUCAGAAGCUUUGGUGCAGAGAUGCUUCUUGGCUGGCAGUAAACCACCAUUCGCCUUUCCAUGCACCAGAGCAGCAUUCACUCUACUGUUACUAUGGAAGGGCCAAGAGCUAGUCUUUGGUUCACAGCAAUAAAAUACUCCCGUUAUUUACUCCUAUAGUUUGAAGGGAUGUUAAUUUUAUAAAACUUGCAACCAAGCAUCUGAGUAGCUUAGUAUAAAGUCUCUAAAAGCUCUGUUUUUCUUUCUGCCUUUCCCACUUUUCAUUAACAUGUUGUUUUUUGUGCCUUUUAUGAAAUAAGCAGUACAGGAGUAAAACGAUGUAAAAUGAGUAUAGGCCCCUAAAUGCUGAGGUAUGUCUGUUUUGAUUAAAACAGACAUAUAAAUAAAAUGUAUGUUGGUGCCAAUCAGAAAAAUACUACAGGUGUACUUUUUUUUUUUUUUUAUUCAGGCAGCAACUGUGAGUUUGUUGGUGACCUGCUAUAGUUGGGAAUUCAGGGAGAAACCUCAAAACCACUUGUUACAUCAGCUUGAUUCAUUUCACUGUAGGCCUGAGUAAUAUAUCUGCAUAUUGUGGCUAAACCACAUCCACUAUAACAUUUAUGUUUAGCAUUUUCAUUUUACUGUGUCAUUUUUGGAGCAUCUGGUGGUCACAAAUUGUAACCAUGGCAAUGCAUUUUACUGUACACAUUAUUAUUGAAUGUGGAAUUUUACAGUCAAAGGGACAUACAAUGAAAUGUUAGUUUCUGGAGCAUAUUCAGCUCUUGAGCCAAUACAAGCAUCUUAAAACCAGUACGGCGUCUCCAUUUAGACAAGCCUCUCAUUGCAUACAUCUUAUGAUAAACGGAAAGUGAAUUGCAUUAUGAUGUGUGUCCUGUCAUGUAAGGCACCUUCAGUGUUGCUGAUGAAUUAGAAACCUCCAACCAGCUAAUACGACAUUUAUCAGCUUUGCUGGGAAGAAUUCUGCUUUCAAGGGCUAUUUUUCAAAUAUUUUUAAAACUACUUAGCUGCUAUUGGUGGAUUAUUGUCUUUUAUAAUAGGUCCUUAAGUGCCUUUUCACUCUAUCUAUUUGUUUGUUGGGUGGGGGAUUAGUAAAGCACAGCCAAACCCAAUUCUAGGUGGUCCAAGUUUGAAUGGACUGGUAGAGUUGACUAUAACUGUUGCCAUCCCUAUUCCCACUGAUGUGUAUGUACCCAUAGUUAGUUUGUAGAAAAUUAUAAAACCAAAUGAUAAAUGGGUUGUCUGCCUUUUACCAGUGGUGAUUGUUCUCAGAUGACUAUGGUUUUAAAGAUGAACGGUCCAGUGAUUACCAAGGCCAUGGGGCUUGUAUUUUCUGUGGACUAAUCAUGUAUCACAAUGGCGUAUAAAGCUAAUUAAAAAAAAAAAAAAAAAGGUUUACUACCACAAAAGUGGCAUAAAUUCACUCAAAAUUCACCAGUUGGUCAGUAUUUUGGAAUGGCCACUAUAUUAAAGAAUCCUCAACUAGACUUGGCUUUUACUCCCCAGAACUGCACAACAAGAGAUAUAUACAGUCAGCACUAACAUAGUUCUGAUAUACUAGCAUAUUUAUAACAGAAGUAUUUUAAUUCAGAACGAUAUGAUUCUGAAAAUAUCACUUGCCAAAAGAGACGACACGUGGAUUGUAAUACAGUACAUACUUUCAAAUCCGGUACGCAUUGUAGCACGAUGUAAAAUUCCCCGUUAACGACCCAACAGAAAUGAAAUCAAAAUGUUACCCAUUCACAGAACUGCGUAGAGUCAGCACUCACAUAUCCGACCCUAUAAAAUUGUGACUUCAGUGACUGAGUGCACAGAACUGCGUACGUGUAUCUGUAAUGGAUAUCCGAGUGCUGACUGUAUACAGUAUAAAACUUAAAAUACUAGAGAACCGGAUUAAAUGUUUGUAAUUUUAUUUUAUGUAAUUAAAGAUGAAAAGUUGUUGAGGAAGAUGCAAUCACCCCAGGUCUUAUCUUUUUUUGAAGCUGUCUGAAGUUUAAUUAAAAAGCUCAAAAAGCAGGUUGAAAUUGACUUUGUGUUCUGAAGCAUGAAAUAACAGUGAAGAGUGAAAAAUAACCUAAAAGACUGACCACUCACUUCAAAGAAGAAUGAUUUUGAAUUGUAUUGUUAAACGCAGUUCCUAAUGAAAUGCUUGAUUAUGUUCAGUCGUCUUUGUAAAUGGCUUUUAGUUCAAGGCCUCAUUUUGUUCUGUUUGCACCAGAACAAAAUUUGCCCCUGUUCUUUUGCUGCAAGAGAAAAAAAAGUGUCAUGUUUAUUAUAAAACCAGCAAAAAACAACUUGGAAUAAAGCUGACAGUUCCUACCUGCAUCUAAAUAGUACUCCUUGUUGGAAAAUAACUGGAGGCAAACUUUGUAUUCAAGCAAACAGACAAUUAGGACCUGUCAUAUUCAGAGAUGUAUCAUUUAACAUUGAUAUGCUGCAAAAAUGUAUUGCCCCUUUUCUAUAUUACAGUGUUGAAACAGGACUACCAACCUCCUUUAGAAUACAAAGGCAUUUCUAUACAGCGUUAAAACAACACAUAUACAUACAUACAUACAUACAUACAUACAUAUAUAUUUAAAAUGUUUUCAUUCACAGAAACAUGAAAUGAUUGUAUAUUCUAAUUUAAAACAAAGUGUGCCUUGCAAGGUUGAUUGUAUAUAAAAGUGUAAUAAACAUUGAUUUGUUAACCUUUA